This is a messenger RNA of Gavialis gangeticus (Gharial), 2911 nucleotides long. RefSeq names its product matrix metallopeptidase 2 (gene MMP2). Gene Ontology annotation, molecular function: zinc ion binding; metalloendopeptidase activity. Gene Ontology annotation, cellular component: extracellular matrix. The record is from RefSeq and is a predicted model, not a curated record. Bases 183 to 2171 code for a protein of 662 amino acids. Lineage: Eukaryota; Metazoa; Chordata; Crocodylia; Gavialidae. The transcript has 13 exons. Gene Ontology annotation, biological process: extracellular matrix organization; collagen catabolic process; tissue remodeling.
GUAGCUGAGACUGCGCAUCUGGAUGUUUUAAACAUACAAAGGAAUUGCUAGAGCAGGCAAAAGAGAAAACGGUGAAGAGAGUUAAGAUGUGCAGAUAAGUAACUGGUGGACUGUGCAGCUAAAAUAACUGGCAAUCAGUGAGGGAAAAUCUUUUUAAAGAGGGUAGUGCAAGCUAAGACAGAAUGAAGACUCAUGUUGUCUUUACCCCUUUUGGCUUCAUUUUUAAAGUACUCUUGAUCCAACAGCAUCUUUUUCAUCAAACUUUAGCUGCACCGUCACCAAUCAUUAAGUUUCCUGGAGACAGCCCUCCCAAAACAGACAAAGAACUAGCAGUGCAAUACCUGAAUAAAUUCUAUGGGUGCCCAAAAGACAAUUGCAAUUUAUUUGUGCUGAAAGAUACUUUGAAGAAAAUGCAGAAAUUCUUUGGGCUGCCUGAAACAGGAGAUCUGGAUCAAAACACUAUCGAAACAAUGAAGAAACCCCGCUGUGGUAAUCCAGAUGUGGCCAAUUAUAACUUCUUUCCAAGAAAACCAAAAUGGGAGAAAAAUCUUGUAACAUACAGAAUUUUGGGCUACACACCAGACUUGGAUCCUGAAACAGUAGAUGAUGCCUUCGGACGAGCCUUUAAAGUCUGGAGUGAUGUGACACCAUUGAAAUUUUCCCGAAUUAAUGAUGGAGAAGCAGACAUUAUGAUCAAUUUUGGACGAUGGGAGCAUGGUGAUGGAUACCCAUUUGAUGGCAAGGAUGGUCUCUUGGCUCAUGCUUUUGCACCUGGGCCAGGAAUUGGAGGGGAUUCCCAUUUUGAUGAUGAUGAACUGUGGACUCUGGGCGAGGGUCAAGUUGUUAGGGUGAAAUAUGGAAAUGCAGAUGGAGAAUACUGUAAAUUUCCCUUCUUAUUCAAUGAUAAGGAAUAUAACAGCUGUACAAAUGAAGGGCGCAGUGAUGGAUUCCUUUGGUGUUCAACCACUUCCAACUUUGAUGCUGAUGCCAAAUAUGGAUUCUGUCCUCAUGAAUCACUUUUCACAAUGGGUGGAAAUGGAGAAGGGCAGCCAUGUAAGUUCCCCUUCAAAUUUCAAGGCGUUUCCUAUGACCAAUGUACAACAGAAGGAAGGACAGAUGGAUAUCGGUGGUGUGGAACUACUGAAGAUUAUGAUAGAGAUAAGAAAUAUGGAUUCUGCCCAGAAACUGCAAUGUCAACGGUUGGUGGAAAUUCUGAGGGAGCCCCUUGUGUAUUCCCUUUCACUUUUCUUGGAAAUAAAUAUGAGUCCUGUACAAGUGCUGGUCGCAAUGAUGGGAAGAUGUGGUGUGCUUCCACAAGUAACUACGAUGAUGACCGCAAAUGGGGUUUCUGCCCUGAUCAAGGUUACAGCCUUUUCUUGGUUGCUGCUCAUGAAUUUGGCCAUGCCAUGGGAUUAGAGCACUCUGAGGACCCUGGAGCUCUUAUGGCCCCAAUCUACACAUAUACCAAGAACUUUAGACUAUCUCAAGAUGACAUUCAAGGAAUCCAGGAACUUUAUGGAGGAUCAACUGAUGUGGGCCCAGGUCCAGGGCCAGGUCCAAGUCCAACCCUUGGGCCAGUCACUCCAGAGAUAUGCAAAAAUGAUAUUGUAUUUGAUGGAGUCGCCCAAAUUAGAGGAGAAACAUUUUUCUUUAAGGACAGAUUCAUGUGGAGGACUGUAAACCCCCGAAAUAAACCCACAGGUCCACUUCUUGUUGCUACAUUCUGGCCCGAUCUGCCAGACAAAAUUGAUGCUGUCUAUGAGGCCCCUCAAGAAGAGAAGUCUAUAUUUUUUUCAGGAAAUGAAUACUGGGUUUACUCAGCCAGUAAUUUGGAGCGAGGAUAUCCAAAGAAACUCACCAAUCUAGGGCUACCUCCUGAUGUUCAACGAGUUAAUGCAGCUUUUAACUGGGGCAGGAACAAGAAGACAUACAUUUUUGCAGGCGAAAAAUUUUGGAAGUACAAUGAAGAAAAGAAAAAAAUGGAGCCUGGAUUUCCUAAAUUCAUUGCUGAUUCAUGGAAUGGCAUUCCAGACAACUUAGAUGCUGUACUAAGUCCCAAUGACAGUGGGUUCAGCUACUUUUUUAAGGAAAAGUAUUAUCUGAAGAUGGAAGACACAAGUUUGAAGAUUAUUCAAAUUGGCAACAUAAAAUCUGACUGGUUGGGUUGCUGAACUGUAUAAAAUAUUAAUAACCAAAUAUUUACUUUUUUGUUAUAUGCCUUAUCUGUAAUUAGAAAUAGAUCUGAAUGCUGAUAAUGGACCAGUCUGGUACUGGCACCAAAACAUUAAGUACCAGUACUCUACACUUUCAUUCAUCAGAUAAUUUAAAAGUGUGUGCCUCAAGUAUACAAAAAUGUUUACUUACAUCUCCUGGUACAACUUUUAAGCUGGUUGGUGAUAUCAGUAACAGAAUAACCCUUAUAUUUUACUGCCCUGGUGCUUAUACUAAAGUUCAUUGAAGUCAAUGGAAAUAGACUUCAGUGGGUUUUGAAUCAAGCUCCUGUGGUAUACAUGUCCUUUACAGCCCCAAAUAAGAUGUACCAACAGUGCACUUUGAUUUUUUUUUUAUACAACUCUGAAGAUAGCUGGACUUGUCCUGGUGCUCAUCACCCUCCUGCAGGUUUUGAUCAUCCUUUCCAUUUAUUUACAUCGUAGUACAGUAAGACUGUCAAAGGCACAGGUUGCCUCAGGAUUUGAUUUGUGUUGAUGCAUGAUGGAAUCAUGGCAAAAAACUGUAUUAAAGUAUUGUUUUAAAGUACUUUUUAUUUUAAUACCAUUGUCAAAUUUAGCAAUUUGCUUCAUGCACUUUGUUACUACUAUAAACUUGUUUAUAUGGACAGAAUGACUCCAAUUUUUGCAGUCAAUGCAUUAUUCAUAAAAGCAAAGUAUUAAAGGUUUACCUAUUUUAUUUU